GUGAUAGCAGGACGCUUGUAGGAUUAAUGGAUUUGUGAGAGGCAGAGCGCAGCCGCACAGGACCAGAACACCUCUGUGGAGACACUGGACCGGAACCUCUAAGUGCAUAGCGCAGACACAGGCAGCAUGUCUGGAGUCCAGGAGCUGCUCAGCCGGGAACUGAGGGUUCUGAUGCGGGGCCAGGACUGCAAGGAAAGGCAACAGAGUGUCCGGAUCUGCAUUGAGCUGCAUGUAGCUACUACACCUAUCCAUAAAAAGGAUCUUGUUGUUCGGUUGACAGAUGACACAGAUCUUUUGUUUUUGUAUAAUCUUAUAAUUUCUGAAGAUGAUUUCCAAAGUCUGAAGCUACAGCAGAGUCUUCUGGUAGACUAUACGGCAUUUCCUCAGAAGUUUAUCGAUUUACUGCAUCAGUGCGUCAAUGAGGAGAGCAAAGAUGCACCUAGGUUCCUUCUCCAGUUGUCUUAUUCAGGCCCGGUCUUGGGUAGUUCCCCUGCACAACUGGACGUGAUCGAGACUAAUUCAUUUAAGCACCUGACACACCUUUCCCUACGCUUCCAGCCAGCAAAUGACGUAGAAGUAAAGACAUACCUAGCAACAUGCUUAAGAUGUAUUAAGGAUGAAAAAUGUGUAUUACAGCAAGCAUUGAAGAAAACAGAAGAAGAUCUGAGCCGGCAGCUAAUCUUUGCUCAGCAGGCUUUGUCAGAUAAAAUGAUUGAACUGGAAAAAUUGAAAACUGACACUUCUCUCAAGAUUUCUGAACUAACCAGCCAGCAUACGACAGAGAGUACAAGUGAAAAAGAAAAAGCUCAGCAGGCAUACGCUCAGCUACUUCAACAGUAUGAGCAACAAAGAAGAGAGUUUGAUUGCUCACUUCAGAAGAGCACACAGCAGAUGCAGAGCCGAGUGAGUGAGUUGGAACAGUCCAACAAAGAACUCCUUGAAAGGAGAUACAAAUCGGAAUCCACUGUCCGAGAGCUCCGUUCAAAGUUCCAGGGCCUGGAAGAGGAAUUACAAAGAGCACAACAAAAGGUGUCGUCUUUGGGUAGAGAGAACACCUCGCUGGAUGCGGAGUGCCAUGAUAAAGAAAAAGAGAUGAAUCGUCUUCAGACUCGCCUUGCUGUGCUGGAGCAGGAGCUGAAAGACAAGGAUCAGAUAGUGCAGAGAAGUAAUGAAAUUCUCUCAGCCACCCAGCAGCAAAAGAUCGGAUUAGAAUCUAGCGGUGAGAAGAAGCAGGCGCAGGUUGAAAGGUUGGAAGCAACAAUCCAGUCCUUAUCUGCAGAGCUUCUCAAGGCAAAUUCUAUUAUUAAGAAACUUCAAGGGGACCUGAAGACGUUAAUAAGCAAGCUAAAGCUAAAGAAUGCUGUGACUGUGCAGCAGGAAAAACAUUUGUCUGAGAAGGAGAAGCUGAUUCAGGAAAGGGAGAAUAACAUAGUUGAUGUGCAGCAUAGUCUUCAUGUAAAAGAAGAAGAGGUAGAAAAGUUGCAUGAAAGACUUCAGGAAACAGAACAAAAGUUAGAGGAGAGCAAAGAACUGCUUAAAACAAAUGAGAACGUCAUUUCUUGGUUGAAUAAGCAGCUGAAUGAGACUCAUUCUGUGGGCUUGAAUCCGAGCAACGCCCCCUUCCGGGCCACAGUGUCACCCAACCAAAUGCCAGACAACAGAAUACCUGGUCACCACAACACUCGCAUAAACUACCCCCUCCCUUCUUACCCAGUGAUACCCAUUGUUCCAGCUCCUGUAUCUUCCCACCAAACGUCUCUGGACAUGAGGUGCCCUAGCAUGAGGGUUCAUUACAACAAUCCACUCACUAAAAUAAAUCCACCACAAAGCCUUUCUGGGUCAACUCAAAGUGCCAACAAAGAAAAUGGAGAAUCGGCAGGCCUGGAUUUAAAAUAUUUAAAGAAAAGAGAAGUGGGCCUCCCUUUGCAUGGCCUUAACCAGAACACUGCUCCAGAGCCACAGAAAGCUUUGCGUACCGUGACACAUGUGAAGACGGGUCCUCCUAUUCAGUCCGCUUACUUUCCUGGACAAGUAUCUUCUUUGUGA
This is a messenger RNA of Nanorana parkeri, 2046 nucleotides long. RefSeq names its product SAS-6 centriolar assembly protein (gene SASS6). The coding region runs from base 127 to 2046 and encodes 639 amino acids. Gene Ontology annotation, cellular component: centrosome; centriole. NCBI's taxonomy places the organism in Eukaryota, Metazoa, Chordata, Amphibia, Anura, Dicroglossidae. The record is from RefSeq and is a predicted model, not a curated record. The transcript is spliced from 16 exons. Gene Ontology annotation, biological process: centriole replication.